Molecule: messenger RNA, 2361 nt
Organism: Lepisosteus oculatus (spotted gar)
Lineage: Eukaryota; Metazoa; Chordata; Actinopteri; Semionotiformes; Lepisosteidae
Gene: atp6ap2
Product: ATPase H+ transporting accessory protein 2
Biological process (GO): positive regulation of Wnt signaling pathway
Cellular component (GO): membrane; external side of plasma membrane
Molecular function (GO): signaling receptor activity
Source: RefSeq, a predicted model, not a curated record
CGGCGUUCAGCGACUGCUCCAAGAGGGGAAAGAUGGUGGUCUAUAUGCUCGCAAGGAGGAUGGCAAGAUUUCUAAUGGCGGUGUGCCUCGUCUUUGCUGCUUUGUCAGCUGGUGUGUUUGGGGACAGCUUCACAGUGCUGAAAGCCCCCCAGUAUAUCACCUUCAAGGAGGGCCAAUGGCCUCUCUCUGCGGAACGGAUUCCUGACCUGGCAGCUCUGACCAUGGGCUUCUCUGUGGAGGAGGACCUGUCCUGGCCGGGCCUCCAGACGGGCAGUCUCUUCCAGCGUCCUCGGGCCAACGCGCUCAUUGUGGUCAGGGGAGUGGGCAGCCUGCCCCUGCCCCAGAGCCUUGCCUCUUACCCGGUGGAGAAUCCUGUCCCUUUCACCUUGGACAGCGUCGCCAACACAGUCCACACCCUCUUUGCGGAAGACACUCCUGUGGUCUUACAGCUGGCGCCCAGUGAAGAGAGGCUGUAUAUGGUGGGGAAGGCCAACGCCGUGUUUGAAGACCUCCCUGUCACUCUGCAGCAGAUCCGGGGGCGACUGUCACAGGACAAUUCCAUCCUCAACACCCUCCCCCCCAACUCACUGAGCAGGAACAAUGAGGUGGAUCUGCUUUUCCUCUCUGAGCUGCAAGUGCUGCAUGACAUCGCUGCCCUGCUCCUGAGACACAAGCACCUGGCGAAAGACCACUCCCCGGACCUGUAUUCCCUGGAGCUGUCCGGGCUGGAGGAGAUCAGCCGGCACUACGGCACAGAUUCCCAGCAGCUGAAGGAUGCCACGGAGAUCCUGGCCACCAUGCUGCAGAAGUUCGCCGACGACGUAUUCAGCAUCUACAGCGGCAAUGCGGUGGUGGAAGUGGCGACGCUGAAGAGCUUCGAGGCGCCCCUGGUGCGGAAGACCCGCUCCAUCCUGGAGUCCAAGCAGAUCAGCAAUCCAGGGAGCCCAUAUAAUCUGGCAUACAAGUACAACUUUGAGUACGCAGUCAUCUUCAACAUCGUCCUGUGGAUGAUGAUCGUACUUGCGCUGGCGGUCAUCAGCAUCUCGUACAGCCUGUGGAACAUGGAUCCAGGCUACGACAGCAUCAUCUACCGGAUGACUAACCAGAAGAUACGCUUGGAUUGAUUCCUCUUGAUGUGCAUUCCCCCUGAAUUCAUUCAAUUUUUGUUUCCCUUUCCAAGCUGCCUGAACUUCUAAGGUGUGGCCUUUUUUUUUCCAGACCAUCGAACUUCUCCAAUAACGAUUACUGAGAAUUGUUUCUUAGAAAUUGUUGGAGGGUAUACUGUACCUGCAGCCAGUAGGUUGUGGUAGUGCUUCAUUCCACUCAUCUUCAUUUGUUGUGUAUCUGCAGUUAAUUCAUCUUUCUGCUAGUAUUCCUCAUUAUGGAGCAAAAAGACUACUCUGAGGGCCAGCACCUUAAACACUAGGCUUGGUAUCAUUCCUCUGGCGGUGUUUCAAAAAUGGUUUUUCUUAGAAGUAGUAUCGUCCUGUGUUUAGUUUGGUUUUACUUGAUCUUCUUGGCACUGAGAAAAUAAGUAUAGUGCAGUACAAAAGUUGUCUGCUGUUUUCUUUCUUCCCCAAUGUUGUAAAUGUUUGUGCUGGGACACAUUGUACAUGUAUGAUUUAAUUUAACAGCGUUAUGUCUGUAUAUAUUGUGAAGAAGUGUAGACUGAUAAGAAUGCAUAAUAUUGUCUUAAUCUCUUUGUGCAUUUCUUUGUUCUUUCCUGGUAACCCAUUCCAGCAUUGAGAGAUUGUGAUGGCGAAAUGAAAUUGUUAGGUUAGCAACUCUUUUCAUUGUUGAGUAUAAAGUGUGCUGUGAACAAGCAAUGUGACUAAAGUUCAGAUCUUCCCUAAGUAAUGAGUUUUCUUUGUAACAAGUUUUAUUCAUUUUUAUUUCUUGGAGCAUCCUAGGUGUUACCACUGCCUUCAUUUAAAGAAGCCGCUUCUUUGUUUUGUACAGUUAAAAGUUAAACCUGUCCAGCAGAGGUACACUCCAUUUGGCACCCAUAAGGCGUAUUCCUGUUCUGAUAAAAUACUGGGAUCAAAUGAUCCUAACAUUGAGAAUAAACAAGGAUUGUUUUUGGCCCAUCUAACUUGCCAUACCCCGAAAAUGUUCUGUAAGUCAUCUGACUUCUUUGUGAAUUUUGAUAGUUCCUGAGGAUUUUUCACACAGCUGGAGGCAGAAUUCAAUUUUUUUAAUGUUAUAUAAAAAGAUUACACUUGUGUUCCUUUGUAGACACCCAUAAAUGGGUGCAAACAUGCAAAAAGGGAAAAAAAUAAGGUUAGCUACAAAUAACUCAACAAAUUGUUUGCUGCCAUGAAAAACAUUAAACAUGUCCAAUAAUAAAUUACUGUCCAUGUA